AUGUCGGCCAGAGGCGGCGAAAUAGGAACAGGUACGAGGAGACCAUCCGACCACAAGAGAAGAACAUCGUCGACAUCUGUGCUUCAAAAACAAAAUUCCAGCAAGAGUAGAGCAACAACCGACGGUAAUAGCAGCAAACCCACCAAGUGCGCAACAUAUACAUGCAGUUUCAAGAGAUCAUCACAGUUAUCUUCGUCGUCUGCAAUCAGAUACCUCAAACUUCUCGGUGGAAAGAUGGUGGCAGCUCUCCGAAUGAUGUCGCCCAAGAGAAGCCGGAAAGUUACCUCCUCAGAAACCACGCCCAAGCCGCCGGCGCUUGAUUCCCACAGAGCUGAGGCCAUCCACGACUGCAUCCAGUUCAUCAACGACUCUUCUUCCUUGCCUAGAUCCAAUUCUGUCUCGUGCCAAGGUCACCCUUAUGCAAGGCGAUUAUCAGGAAAUGAAGUCGAAUUGGUGGAAAAUUUGUCAGCGAUGCAUGUGAAACCACGAGAUAUUUUAACGUCGGUGAAGAUGCAAAAUCCGGAUAAUGUUUCCAUCACAAAAACCAUAUACAAUGCACGCCAAAAAUUCCGGAUGAUGGAUAAUGCAGAUGAGUUAGAAGAUUUAUUCUUCGUUCAUCCUAAAUCUAUGGAGAAGUGGCGUGCAUUUCCACAUGUCCUGUUGAUAGAUGCAACCUAUAAGACAAAUAGGUACUCGAUGCCUCUCGUCGAAAUGGUUGGUGUAACUUCGACCAACAUGACAUUUUGCAUAGCGUUCGCCUUCAUGCACAAAGAGAAUGAGUCCAAUUAUACUUGGGCAUUAAAUUGUCUCAAAGCCACAAUUGAGGGAUGCAUUACCCCGCGUGUUAUCGUCACGGAUCGAGAGUUGGCAUUGAUGAAAGCAUGUGUUUUUGGUUAUAUUGAUGAUAAUUGGCUGCAACCGUAUAAAGAAAUGUUUGUAUCUGUUUGGACUGAUCGAUAUCUCAAUUUUGGAAAUCACACCACGAACAGAGUUGAGAGUCAGCAUGCCAAGUUAAAAAAAUACUUGGAGUCAUCGCAGUCAGAUUUGGAGACAUCAUUGGUUUAUAUCGACAGAGUCAUUCAGUCACAGGACACAUCCAUCAAAGCAAGUCUUGAACAAAGCAAAAUUUUGAUUCGACAUCGGUUCAACACGUCACAUUUUCAAGAAUUGCGAGGAUUUGUGUCUAUUCAUGCACUGAAUCUCAUUUUUAAUGAGUUUGAGAGGUCACGGGCUGGCGGGAUUACUUUUGAAAAUUGUGGAUGUCGAUUGCGAACAAGUUGCGGGCUUCCAUGUGCACACGAGCAGGUAACAUAUUUUAACUGUGGUAAGCCUAUCCCACUUGAUUCGAUUGAUAUCUUUUGGAGGAAGCUCGACUUAUCAUCUUCCAUCUCUCUAACCAAUGAAGAUUUUGGUGUUGAGCAUGAGCUUCAUAUGUUUAAGGAUCAGUUCAAGAAACAAUCAAGAACCGGUAAAUUCAACAUAUUGAGAAAGUUGAGGGAGUUGAUCGCGCCAUCUACAACUUCGAUCCGUGAGCCACCCGUGCAAAUAAAUGUUCGUGGGCGUCCCACUUCAAAAAACAAAUCUCUCAUAAGAACUCUAUCUCUCAGAAAAACUAAAGCCGAGCCAAAUAAUAUUCAAUUUCAAGAACAAGCUCGGAAUAGUUGUUCAGCUGCACCAACUUCAGGUGAUAGACACUUUUACCAUCCAUAUAUGCUUCAACUUCCGGUUAUAUUCCAUCCUUUUAUCAUGCAAGUGCAAGAUGUGAAAUCUGAUGGAAACUGUGGAUUUCGAGCCGUAGCUCUCUGUCUCGGUUUUAAGGAGGACGAAUGGUUCAAAAUUCGAUCCAAUUUAAUCGAAGAACUAGAGUCUCACACAAUGGAAUAUACCGAUAUGUUUGGAACUCAAGGAUGGUAUAAUGCCUAUAACAUGUUGAAUUUUUUUGCACAAGAUCGGUGUGCACCAGUUGAGCACUGGAUGACUAUGCCGGAGAUGGGUGUACUAAUUGCUUCCGGAUACAAUGUGAUACUAUAUGUUUUGAGUAUGGCCGGCAGUACAACAUAUUUACCACUUCGAUCUAGCCCACCACCUUGGUACGAGCAUGUAGCAAUAACCCUUGGUUAUGUUAAUAAUAACCAUUAUGUCAAGGUAACAUUGACAGGAGGGUACCCAAUGCCUACAAUUGCUCCACAAUGGGCUUAUUUUAGAUAUGAUUGUGCAAAUGCAUGGAUGACUCCAUAUAUGAAUAGGAUUGAAAGUUACAAUGAGCAUGUACGCUCUAAUUGUACUCGGGAAAUGUUAUAUUAG
Molecule: messenger RNA, 2304 nt
Organism: Ipomoea nil (Japanese morning glory)
Lineage: Eukaryota; Viridiplantae; Streptophyta; Magnoliopsida; Solanales; Convolvulaceae
Exons: 4
Coding region: 1-2304 (767 amino acids)
Source: RefSeq, a predicted model, not a curated record